Molecule: messenger RNA, 1180 nt
Organism: Eremomyces bilateralis CBS 781.70
Lineage: Eukaryota; Fungi; Ascomycota; Dothideomycetes; Eremomycetales; Eremomycetaceae
Exons: 4
Coding region: 85-933 (282 amino acids)
Source: RefSeq, a predicted model, not a curated record
ACUCCCCAUAAAAUGUCGAUGUGAUUGAUGUACUCGCAAGCAUCAUGAACCGAAGGACUCCAUUGCUCUUGUGAAUCGGUAUAAAUGUAUUCAAAUUGGUGCAAUCGCUGGCGGCUCGCGUCUCAUACAAGCUCCUUUCACUCGCCUACAUUACUCGCGUUUGGAUCCCGACAACGAGUAACUCUCCUGUCGUCACGAUAUGCCCAGUGUCUGAAUAGAGGUCUCAAGUCGUCCAAGAAGGAUGUCAAGCGUACGCCGGUCCCUAGAAGACGGGAGACAGCUGUUUCGAGGACACCGCCCGUGAAGGAGCCCAAAGGAGAGUAUGGGCCGAGUAUUAUCGUUUAUAAUCAAGGCAUAUUCAAAAUCGUGCUUAUUGGGUGCAUCAAAGUCGCCGCCUUAGCAAACUUUGUAUACGGUUGCUUCUACAGCGCUCCACGAUGCCUAGAACAGUCGGAGGAUCGGUACGAGAAAGCCGUGGCAGCAAUGCUUCUUGGAAUCUUUCCGUUCCUAUUCCUCGCGAAGGCCAGUAGUCCUUGGGUCGCGCAAAUUCGGCUUCAGUUACCGCUCGCGGCUCGACAAAACAAACGGGCGCUCGAUCGGUUCUUGACCCGGAUACCAGCAGACACGACCCUCGAUAUCGUCACCCUUCGGAUUAGUGGACUGCGCAGAACCAAUGCCGUACGCUUAUCCGAUUUGAGGAUGACCAAACCUCAACGCUUGUCGAUGGGCAACAUGGAGAUCAUUCCGGCGGCUCGGCCGAAACCUCAAGGCAUCGUUCAGACCGCGCUUCACUUGGCCCACGAACCGAGGAACCGUUUCCAGGUCGAGAAUGAAACUUGGUUACGACAGCGCAGCGAACACCGUGAAGCGUGGACACACGUUCUCAAAACCAUCACAGGCAACAGCACAGCGGCUCUCAGGACAUCGGGAUGAGUCCGCGUGGAUGCUGAAAAUAGAUCAAACAAGUCGUAUAAUAUUGUAACGAAGACGUCAAUUGUGCUGGAACAUAAAGCAUUGUCCAAGAGGUUCAUUACGCUUUGUUCGUUCUUUGUGUCGUGGGACCAAAAUCGCCAACAAUGUCUUUGUAUGCGAGACUUCUCGUCACCAUAUAAGAGAGACUCAUGGCUCGAUCAGUUUGGAAAGGGGUGCAUCCAAACGUGCAAUCAUGUCGCCGAUUCAA